AUGUCUGGUUAUAAAAGUGUAGGCCAGGCAAACGGAAUUGGAACCUCCAGUUUAAGAGUGGUUGUGUUUCUCCAGUAUUACCUCAACGAGCAAGGAGAUUGGGUCUACACGCUGAAGAAAUUUGACCUUAUGGGACAACAAACCUGCUCAGCCCAUCCAGCUCAGUUCUCCCCAGACAACAAAUACUUGCAACACCGAAUCACCAUCAAGAAACACUUCAAGGUGCUCAUGAUCCAGCAACCAUGCCCUGUCCACUGA
Cynocephalus volans (Philippine flying lemur) is the source of this 258-nucleotide messenger RNA. Its product is annotated as H/ACA ribonucleoprotein complex subunit 3-like. Gene Ontology annotation, molecular function: telomerase RNA binding; snoRNA binding. Gene Ontology annotation, biological process: rRNA pseudouridine synthesis; ribosome biogenesis; positive regulation of telomerase RNA localization to Cajal body. Lineage: Eukaryota; Metazoa; Chordata; Mammalia; Dermoptera; Cynocephalidae. The transcript has a single exon. The record is from RefSeq and is a predicted model, not a curated record. Gene Ontology annotation, cellular component: box H/ACA snoRNP complex. Bases 1 to 258 code for a protein of 85 amino acids.